GUGACGGAGCUGGAGCAGAGCGUGCAGGAGGCGACGGCGGCGCUGCGGCGCGCGGAGGAGGAGAAGGCGGCGCUGGCUGCGCGCGCGGCACAGCUGUCGGAGGCGCUGGCGGCGGCGGACGGCGCCGUGGAGCGCCUCACGCACGAGGCGCAGCACGAGUUGCGGCCGCGCAUCGCGCACGAGCGCCGCCUCAACGCCGACCUGCAGCGCGAGCUGCGCCUCAAGGCGGACGCCGCCGACGCCCUGCACGACGCCUUCGACAAGGACAUUGAAAAAUUGAAGUGCCAAAUCUCUCGCUUGGAGAAGGAAAAUUCACAGCUCAAUAAAGAGAGUGACGAACUAAAAAUUGGCAUGGAGAGAUUACAAACCAUUUUGAAGGAACAGCAGGAGCACCUCGUGGAAGAAAGAGAACAGAGUGAGAAAGCAUUGGCCAAUAUCAGCAAUGCUCUUGCUGAGAAAGAAAGAGAACUUCAAAGAGUACUUGCCUUAACAAGGGAUGAAGACGUGAGGAGUGCUCAGGAAGAACUUGAAGAAGCAGAAGCAUCAUUUAGCCCAUCACAAAUGCACAAAUCAACAGACAUUGAAUCUGAAGAUGAGACCAAUGUGCCUCAAUACUCAACAUUCCCCAGAACAUCUCGUGAGAAAACCUUACUUCCUCCUAUUAAACCACCUCGGAGAGUUAAGAAAGCUGAUAUCCGAAAAGCAAAAGUAGCAAUGUCAAGCAAAUCUUGUUCCUUGGAAUCAAUAACUAAUACUCAGGUAACUGCAGAAGUGGGGUUCAAAGGAAGAAAUAGAUCUCUCCAAGAUAUUACGGCUGAGGGUCUUACAGGAAGUUUUUUGAUGAUCAGCCCAGACAGAAAUGAAAGAGCUCCUACACCUAUUCCUAACUCUAAACGUGAGGCAAAUAGUACAAAGAAACCAUACAUGAAUUACUUAUCUACUGCAGAAGUCAACAAGUGCCAAACCCCUCCUGAAAAUGUAUGCAAACCCGCAGUUAGAGGUUGGAGAUCGCAACCAGAGAGUCUUCGUAAACCAAGGUGGCUGACUGAACUCUCCGUUAGAGUUAACGAAUCUUCCAGGAAUCGACCUCUGUCUUUCCCCAUCAAGCGCAGUAUAUUAUAUUGGGACAAUAUAAACCCAAAACUGCAGCUGAAAUUCAGCUCAUGAAGACAUGCAGUGGUGCUACAUUACACAACAGAGCUGUGAUAAUAUGAGAAAGUAUGGCACUUUAAUGAUGAAAAUUAUUAAACAGUUUUGUAACAUAUUUAAUGUUACUGAAAAAGUAUUAGAGCACAUCACAUUAUUAUACAUAUUUGAAAGUGUGAAGUGCAAAAAUAAUAACUUUUAUGAAGAUAUAAUUAAUUAAGAAAACUGUCUGUUCAAAUGUACUUAAUUACAUAGAUCUAUCCUGUUCAUCUUAUCAAUUUGAGCUUUGUGACGAUUGAGAUAUCAUAAGAUAUAGGAGCUCAUGAAUGCUUGCAUUGCCAUACAGUGUAUAACUAAUCAUAUUGAGUCAGACAUUUGCACUGACAUUUAUGCCAUUUUUUGGCUCUUGUCAAAGUUAGAAUUGAAAUAUAUGAAGACAUUGUUAUUUUUGUGCAGUAAAUGGAGUGUAACAAUGGUCUUCAUGUCUUGCCUUCAUUUUUGACAAAUACUCAUUUUGCAUACUUAAAGUAAAGUAAAAUAAAUAUCGCUGUAAAGGAAGAAAGAUUCAUCUUAGAGUUAAAAUAUUAAAAAGAAUUCAUUGGCAUAUUUUGAAAGAAAAGUGGGGUUUUAUUUAAUUGUCCAAUUGUCCAUUGUUUAUUAUCUGAAGUUGCAUUUUCGUUCAUCCAAUUUUUUACAGUUUUAAAGAAUGUUGCACUUUUAAAAUCAUUAUUUAACUGAUAUUUUGUAAUAACUGAACAUUAUGAUUUGAAAAUAUACUUUACUUGAAAAUACACUCCCUUGUGUAAUAAAUUAUAUAUUGUACAGCUGUAACAUAGAAUUGUAUUAAAGGAAUUAAGCUCUGCCAUUACGAUCUUGAAAUGUCUGUUUGUACCCCUUUGUGAAAACUGGCAAGUUCAUUUGGUACAACUCUCAGUCAUUGCCAAAUGACUUAUGGAUGAGUUGGUCCCCCAGCUUUUCGUUUCCUUUUGAUUCUUUACAUGAAAUUAUUUUGCAAUGUUUUCACAGUUGAGGAAACUCGUGAAAGGAAAUUACUAGUGCAUAGUAAUGUUCUAUUUCAAGAAGUUUUCCAAGUAUAUAACAAAAUUUCAAUUUAUUAAAUAUUAGAUUUUAUGUUAGUAGUAGCAUUUAUAUUUAAUCAACAUUUUAAGAGUCUAUUAAUAAAAAAAUAAUAUUUGGCUUCCUUUACGUUGCAAAAGUUUCUUUUUGAUAUUUAUUUUUCCUUUUAUAUGACAGAGCUUAUUCGAAUUAAAUUUGAUAUUCAUGUAUAUAGUUGCAAAGAAUAAUUCCUGUAGUUUGUGACAGAAGGUAAGCCAGCAAGUAAGUUUUCAUCUUAUUUGGGGGUUUUCUUUUCUGCUCUAGUCUAAAUUCUUUGGCAAAACAAGUAUUACUGAGUUUUCUAUUGUACAGAUAGUUUAUUUUUUUAUGUUGUUUGUAGAGUUCAAAUAUUCUCUUACAAAACUGUAAUAUGAAUUUUUAAAUUGUUUUAAAUAAAUAUUUGUUUUUAACAUGUGUAUAGAGAAAAUGUUUUCAAUGGUACAAUGGUCUACUAAUAACAACUGUAGAUCAAAUGAUUUCCAGAAUGUAAAAUAAGAAUGAAAUAAAUAUAUUUUCUAACACA
Gryllus bimaculatus (two-spotted cricket) is the source of this 2785-nucleotide messenger RNA. The record is from the annotation of a GenBank genome assembly. NCBI's taxonomy places the organism in Eukaryota, Metazoa, Arthropoda, Insecta, Orthoptera, Gryllidae.